AUGCCAGCCGGGCCCGCGGGGUGGCCGCGUCUGAAGCCCUGCUUACGGAGCCCUGGUGCUGGGAGUCGCUACCCCCUCUUGCCCGCCUCCCCCAACGGCAGGAGAAAGCCUGUGAACGCAGUCCUCCCCCCCAGCGGGGCUGCCGCGGCUCGGCCACACCACACGGCCAGCCGUCACCCGCACGGAGGGCUUUACCCCUCGCUGUCCCCUCUGGCUCCAGAUGCUGCAGCAGACGCAAGUGCUUCCUCCCCUUUCAGUGGGCGGGGACGGAAGCUGGGAGAACUGCAUGGCUCAGAGGCAGUCACCGAGUGGGCAGCAGAGGCCACGGGUCAGGUCUCAAGCCGGGCAGGGGCGGGGGCAGGACGGGGGACAGUUGACCGCAGCUCAGCAGGCUCUCUCCCCAUGUGUCCAACCCUCCGCAGGGGCCUCAGAUGCUGCGCCAUGAGGAGGGACAACCAGAGCCUCCCGGAGCGGCGCCCCGAGGACUUCAUCCUGCUGGGCGUCUCCGACCGCCCGUGGCUGGAGCUGCCCCUCUUCGCGGUGCUCCUGGUGUCCUACGUCCUGGCCAUGCUGGGGAACAUCUCCAUCAUCCUGGUGUCCCGGCUGGACCCCCGCCUCGGCAGCCCCAUGUACGUCUUCCUCAGCCACCUGUCCUUCCUGGACCUCUGCUACACCACCACCACGGUGCCGCAGAUACUAGUCAACACGGGCACGGCCCGCAAGACCAUCAGCUUCGGCGGCUGCUCCGUGCAGUACGCCGUCUUCCACUGGCUGGGCUGCACGGAGUGCGUGGUGCUGGCCGCCAUGGCCCUGGACCGCUACGUGGCCAUCUGCCAGCCCCUGCGCUACGCCCUCAUCAUGCACGGCGCGCUCUGCCGGCGCCUGGUGGCCCUGGCCUGGCUCAGCGGCUUCGGCAACUCCCUGGUGCAGGUGGCGCUGACGGUGCGGCUGCCCUUCUGCGGGCGGCGGGUGCUGAACAACUUCUUCUGUGAGGUGCCGGCCAUGAUCAAGCUGUCCUGUGCGGACACCACCCUGAACGACGCCACGCUGGCGGUGCUGGUGGCCUUCUUCGUGCUGGUGCCCCUGGCCCUCAUCCUGCUGUCCUACGGCCUCAUCGCCCGCGCCGUGCUCAGGGUCCGGGCCUCCUCGGGCCGGCACAAGGCCCUGGGGACCUGCUCGUCCCACCUGGCCGUGGUGUCCCUCUUCUACCUGCCCGCCAUCUACAUGUACCUGCAGCCCCCCUCCCGCUACUCGCAGGAGCAGGGCAAGUUCGUGUCCCUGUUCUACUCCAUCAUCACCCCCACGCUCAACCCCUUCAUCUACACGCUGAGGAACAAGGACGUGAAGGGCGCCCUCUGGAGGCUCCUGGCCCAGACCUGCAGGCCGUGCGGGGUCUGAGCGUCCCGCUGUGGCCCUCAUCGCCAUGGAUAUCUCACAGGGAGUGUGUGUUCCACAGCACUGGCACCAGGGAGUUCCCAGCCACACAGUAAGGACCUGGGGAGCUGGGGGCCCCAAAUCCCCACCUCUCUCUCCCAAGAGCCCACCGCGCCCAAAAGCCCCGUCUACACAUAAGGUCGGUCCCAAGGGCGUGACGCUGAGACCCGGUGUCCUCAAGAACUGCCCAAACGGCGCUG
Messenger RNA from Chinchilla lanigera (long-tailed chinchilla), 1634 nucleotides. RefSeq names its product olfactory receptor 2B11-like. Gene Ontology annotation, cellular component: membrane. The transcript has a single exon. The record is from RefSeq and is a predicted model, not a curated record. Gene Ontology annotation, molecular function: G protein-coupled receptor activity; olfactory receptor activity. The coding region runs from base 1 to 1398 and encodes 465 amino acids. Gene Ontology annotation, biological process: G protein-coupled receptor signaling pathway. Lineage: Eukaryota; Metazoa; Chordata; Mammalia; Rodentia; Chinchillidae.